CUGCGGGUUUGGAUUCUCUCGAACCCCGAUUGGGGGAAAGCAAAACGAAACGAAUCACUCGUUCUCGCCUUGCAGUCUCUGUCGGCUGAGGAACGGAGCUCCGGUGGCUCACAGCGUCGACGAGGUUUUGCUUUUGUUGCUGUCCUUGUGAUCCUCGAUAAGCGGUCUAUGCGUCGCUGGCCAGACUUCCCGAGCAGAUCCUUCACUCUCGCUUCUUCUCCGGGCGGUCGAGAGAACGGCGAUUAUUUACCCCUCUGGAAAAUCAGACGUCGGUCGCCUUUCUCCCUUCUUAAGCAGAAACGGCUCUUUGCUGAUUCCACCUUCCGCUUCCUCUUCCCAUUCCGAGCAGAGUCCAGUGGAGCGAAGCGGCGAUCCCUCGAGUCGAUAUCCUCUUCUCCCCUAUCCUCGAGUAGCAUCGCCUCCGCCCUUCGAACCGAACUCCUUUUGUCCGGCUUCUCUUCUGUUCUUCGUCAAGUGCCGAGGUUGCAGCUUCGUUUCCGUCAACCGAGAGUGAGAAAAAUAGAGCGCAGUGUGAGAGUACUUAUGCGCUCAAGCAGUAACCUUUCAUGUUUCAACACCCUCACUGAGCAAUAGUUUGGAUUUUUGGAGACUUUUGAAUUGUAAGCUUUGAGAUCAUGGGAUUCCGAGAGAAUUUAGACUUCUAUCUCAAAAUGUCACGAAAGGAGCUUCAACAAUUGUGUAAACAACAUGAUCUUCCUGCAAAUACGAGUCAUGCUAUAUUGGCCAACUCUUUGGCUUCACACUUUCAGAAAAGAAAUGCUGUUUUGGCAGAUUCACUGGAGAAAUCAGUUAAUUUUAUGGAUGGAUCUUCUAAGAAGCUAUUUGCAUCUGAACCAAUCACUAAAAAAACAGUUCCUUGCCCUGAUGAAUUAACCACAGGUAACAGGCGACUAUUCUGUCAGCUUGGUAGUAAGAGUGAAAUUAACGGUCCCACAGACAGUAUUAUGAAUGAGAAGCCAGAAACUGUAACAAAAGUGUUAUGCCCAUUAUGGCCUGUCAAUAGUAAAGAGCAGAAGUGUAUUCAGGGUGCUGUUCCAUGUGGACAUAGUAGACCUCAUGAGUACUCAAUGGAAAGUGCACUUGUUUCUGGCAAUGAAAUUUCUACCAGAAGUCCUCCAUUUCAAUUUUUUGUGAUGUCAGAAGGUGGAAUAGAUUUAUUUGUUGACUUGAAUUCUAGCCCACUGGAAUUGAUCAAUAGCUUAAAAGAAAAUGUCUGUGUUCAUCAGAAUACACAAUAUCAUGAGUCAAUGGCUCCUCCUGAAUAUAUCAGUAAUUCACCAGAAGUUGAUGAACAUAUGAAAAUUACACCAUCAGUUGACACUGGGAUGAACCUUAAUGGCAUUGAAGUUGAGAAGAACACUGGUUGUACAAAUUCAUCAUUGAGUUCUGUUGUCAGCGAGAACAGCAAUUCUGAGGCUUAUCCACCAGAUACCACUGCAGCGACAUCUGGAUCUUUUUUUUUAGUAUCAAACACUGUCCCGGUUGGGUCAUUGGGAUUUUUGGAGGAAAAUCAGGUAGUUUCAUCUUCCUGUGCAGCAUACACGGUGCAAAACCACUUGGCAUCCCACAUGGCAUCAUGCCCCCCUGAAGGGCAAGAGACUGCUAUUGUUUCAUUUGCAAUGGUCAGGAGUAAUGCAUCACUACCUGUCAUGCCUCUUCAAUCAGUUUCUAACAUGGACAAUGGGGUCAAUAAUCCUGUUACAGUUGGCGUCGAAGUUGAAACUCUAUAUGAUACAGUAUCUGAUGUUGCUGACAAAGAUAACCUUACAACAAGGAAAGAAAUAUCAGAUAAUAUAGACACACUUGACUAUGUCCAUCAAAAAAAUCAUGGGGGAGCAAGUGAGUCCUUUACAGGUUUUAAAAAUGAGCAGCCAGACAACACAAUUUUUCAUGGGAGAUUGUCAAAUUCUUGUCAACAUAGUGGACAGAUGAUACUAGAUAGUCCAAUGGCUGAUGCACAAUCGGAAGUGGGGACAGCAGAUCUUCCUUUCUGUCGGCAAUCAUGCAGUAAUUGUGAAACUUUGGUUCCUGAGGAACCGAUAUCAAUGUCUCAAGAUGAAUCGGGUCAUAGCACACCAAUGGGGGAAAAGGAUGCUUCAGAAUGCUCUAGAAUCCUAUCAACCUCAGCCAACACUAAGAGAUCUAACAACUUAGAGAAUCCCAAGGAGCCCCAUGUUAAGAGGCACCAUGUUUGUAGUGAAAUCAUGAGUGAGGAGACAGUCACAAAAUUGAGAAACAGUAGAAGUUCAGCAAAGAAAAUGUUGUCUGGUGCUAUUGUUCUGCCUAGGCGUUCCAUGAGGCUUGUUUCUAAGUAACCAGCUUUCUGUAUCAAAAACAUUGUACCUGUACUUUGCCAGAUAACACGCCAUUCAUCCUUGCUCUGAUGGACUUGCUUUCUAUUUAAGAACCGAAGAAAGCAACACUGAAUGAUUUAUACAGCACUUGCCCCUAUCAUCAAAAUGAUUUUAGGCCAGGAUGUUGUGUUGUAUAGUUUAGAAAUAAAACUCAAGUGCCAACAAGCUGCAACAUUGUAAUCUUAAGUUCGUUGAGUCGUGGCAUCUGAAAUUGGAUAUCCAUUUUAGCCUUUGAAGACUCUGUACCUUCGAAUGCCAAAAGAAACAUCUGCUGAAAUCAACGUCGCAUUCUUUGAAAUCUCAGAUUCUUCUGAUGGCGAAAGUCCCUGUAUCAUUGUGCUCAACAUUCAUACAUAUGGAUCAUAUACUUCAUCAACAAUGGGCAGCCUUGUUGCUUUUACGUUCAUUGCUUGUAGUGUUGCGCGCACUCUCUUUUUAAAUUACAGCCGUCAGUUGUUUCAUUCUUUGUA
Molecule: messenger RNA, 2845 nt
Organism: Zingiber officinale
Lineage: Eukaryota; Viridiplantae; Streptophyta; Magnoliopsida; Zingiberales; Zingiberaceae
Exons: 10
Coding region: 636-2336 (566 amino acids)
Source: RefSeq, a predicted model, not a curated record